Molecule: messenger RNA, 5089 nt
Organism: Trichomycterus rosablanca
Lineage: Eukaryota; Metazoa; Chordata; Actinopteri; Siluriformes; Trichomycteridae
Gene: cep170bb
Product: centrosomal protein 170Bb
Exons: 20
Coding region: 322-5061 (1579 amino acids)
Molecular function (GO): protein binding
Source: RefSeq, a predicted model, not a curated record
GUGAAACAGUAGAAGAAUGAAGCUUCAUUCUGUGAUUGACCUUCAGUACGUUUUAAGAUGUUUAGAGGUGAACCUUCAUCUGCUGAGGAUUUGCUGGCUCAUUUACCUUCAUUCAGGUCUAGUUACCUGCUGGUGUAAAUCCAUUACUGAAUGUGUACAGGUGAGUAAUCUGACAUCAUCACCACUGUAUUACUGACCUGCUCUGAACAGCCACUCAUCCACUUCCUCUUCAGGUUCUGCUGGAUGUUAGACUGAGUACUGAGAUGGAACUGGUCAGUUCUGGUUUCUCUGCUUUGAAUGCAAAGCGAGUAAAGACUCAAGAUGAGUGUGACGUCGUGGUUCUUGGUGAGCAGUUCUGGUACUCGGCACCGGUUACCGAGGGAGAUGAUUUUUGUCGGGAGGGAGGAUUGUGAGCUCAUGCUACAGUCUCGCAGUGUAGAUAAACAACACGCCGUGAUUAACUACAGUCCUACGACUGACCAACACCUGCUUAAAGAUCUGGGUAGUUUAAACGGGACGUUUGUGAACGAUCAGAGGAUUCCAGAUCAGACGUACGUCACGCUCAAACUGUCCGACCUCGUCCGCUUCGGAUACGAUUCUCAUGUUUACGUUCUGGAGAGGAGCCAACACAAAGUACCGGAGGAGGCUCUGAAGCAUGAGAAAUACACCAGUCAGCUGCAGAUGGAAAUAAAAUCCUCUGAAAUACAGAAUAAAGAAGCUCAGGAGGAGAGGAAGCUGGACCGGUCCGAGCGCAAGAGUCUCACCGAAGCGCCCGUGUGUCGCCCCACUCCUCUGUACGGACAGCCGUCAUGGUGGGGUGAAGAAGAUCCCGGGAAUAAAGAUCCACUGAACGAGGGCCGUAAACCAGACGAGAGUCGAUCAGACGUCCAGAAGGUCUCGGAGGUGAACGGAUCCCUCCAGGAGUUCCGAGACGCCCAGAACAAGUCGUUCCUCUACCACAGAGAGCCGAGUUACUUCGAAAUUCCCACCAAAGAGGUUCAGAGCCACCCCAAAUACUCCGAACUGGAGCUGAACGACAUUCCCACCAAAGACACCGACGCCCUUCCCAAACCCACCCCCACCCCCCCGGUGUACCAGAGCCACGCCUCAUUCACCAUCGAGUUCGACGACUGCACGCCCGGAAAGAUGAAGAUCAAAGACCACGUGACCAAGUUCUCGUCCCGCCAGCGCACUAAAGCUCCGCCCGGCAUUAAAACGAUUAGCCCCGCCCCCUUAGAGGUCCAGUCCGCCGAGAGCAAGGUGGCUGACUGGCUGGUGCACAGCGACGUUGGAGUGAUGUCAUCACGGAGACCGACCAGCGAUGAUGUGUACAGCACCAAGAGUGACCUCGCCAUGCACGUCCCCAUCCUCAAAGAUCAUCAUCAUGAGGACGGAACUCAGAGCGACUCAGAAGAUCCUGCACCGAAGGGAACUCGCACUAAAUCUCAUCACGCCGUCCAAUCAGAACAGCCCACCGUACCAAAAGUACCUGAGCAGUCUGAGGUAAAACCCUCGUCACCAUGUAAAGCGGAUCAGAGUUUCUCUGAGGCUUCAGAAAGAGCACUGAAGGAACUUUCACCCCCAGCUCAGAUCAGAUCCGGAGCUCAGGAGCCUCUGAGCCAGCAGGCCUUCAUCAUCGAGUUCUUCGACGACAAUCCUCGCAAGAAACGCUCUCAGUCGUUUACCCACAAUCCCCUGCACGGGGAUAAUUACGCGGCGCUCAGAGCUAAACUGGAGCGGCGUAAAGGGGCGGAGCGUCCGGCGUCGGUCCACGGGAACCUUCCUCCCACCCAGCAGAUCACGGUUCCUCUCAAAGGUCCCGGUCACUCCGCCCAUCAACGGUCCAGCUCGCUGAAGAGAGAGAAAACAGACGAGGUGACCAGCAAGGGCGCCACCUCUCCCUCCUCCUCCGGCACUUCCUGUUCCAUCACUUCCUCUUCCUCCCGCUCCUCUCCAUCCGUCACCAUCAGGCCGUUCGGCAGCGUGGGGAAGAAAUCCAAACUGGUUCAGGAAUUCCUAGACGAAUCGACUCCGCCCAUGUCGGCCCCGCCGGUGAUGAUGUCGCCGUCUCACGCCCGUCUCCCCUCUCCUGACGACACGCCGGCGUGCCGGCCGUCCUCCGUCUCCUACCCGUCCUCGCCGUCGCAGAUCCACGGCCACGCCCUGUCCCAAACGCUUCCCUCGCCUCCCGCCGCAUCACCUCCUGUUCCUGUCCCGGUCCUUCCUCCGCCUCAGACUCCGGAGUCCAGCGCCUCAUCGUUACCCCCCUUCUCUCCACGAGGUGGGGCCGGGGCGGAUCCUAAAGCCCCUCGAGGCCUGGGUAAGGUCCCGGGGACGGGGCGUACGGAGGAGGAGGACAGUCUGAGCGACGCAGGGACCUACACCAUAGAGACGGAGAGCCAGGAUAAAGAGGUGGAGGAGGCACGCAGCAUGAUCGACCAGGUUUUCGGGGUGCUGGACGCUCCGGAGUACAGCGGCGUUUACAGACCGGUGAUCAGCGAGCAGGAUCUGAUCCCUCAGACCCACAUCAUCCAAACCUCAGCAGAAGAUCUAACGGACCUCAACUCAUCCAUCAGUGCAGAUCCAGAGAGCUUCAUCCAGGAUCCUGCUGACCUGGCUGGACCUCGGUGGGUAUCUCGGUGGGCGAGUUUAGCAGAUACGUACAGUGAAUCCGCAUCCACAGCGCCACCUUCAGGACCUUCAGCACAGAGAGAAGGAAUCAGAUCGACGUCCAGUCUCACGGAGGAUCACUCAGAAUCAGACUGCACUCAGAUCUCCAAAACCCGACGCCUCCUUCCCCAGGUUCCUCCUACAGCAGGGGAGAAGCAGGAGAGCACAACUCCCAGCAUCCUGAUCCGAACUGAACCCAGCCUGGACCGUGAUCCGUCAGAAAAGACGUCCAGAACGUCACAGCCGGACUCCGCCAACAGGUUACGGGUUCAGGAGGACGUGGAUCACGACAGCCUGAGUGACACCAGCCGCUCGGACGAUAGCUCCAUCCUGGACCGAAGCUUGAAGGGUCACAGAGGUUCAGAAAACGUCCCGCCGAAGUCCACCUCCUUCUACAUCGGCUCAGAGGACAGGUCUGGCAAAUCACGGAGUCCCGGUUCAUCCCAAACCGAGCGAGCGGCCUCUCCAAAAGUUCCUCCGACUACCGUGCUGAUCCGCCACCUGAGCGGCCAGGAGUCCAGACGUCCGGUCAAACCCAACUUCUCAGCGCCGAAUCUUCAGACCCAGCAUAAAGAUUUAGUUCCGACCAAAGAGGCUCAGUCCUCGGCGUUCGUCCGGCAGGAGAGUUUCACUAAAGAGCGUCCGAGUGACCACGUCCCGGUCAAACGCCUGCCGCACAUCUCCAGUCACCCGGCGCUACGAGACCUCGGAGCUAAAGUGGACGAGACGGAGAACAAGCCGCCGUCGUCGUUCCAGCAUCCGAAACAGCCGGCGGAGGAAUCUCUGUCUGAGGACUCGGACGUGGACACGGCCAGCACCGUCAGCUUAGUGAGCAGUAAAAACGCCCCCGUCUGCGCCCCCAAGCGCCGCCCGACCUCCUCCGGCGCCCCCCGUAAAGAUAAAUCCUCCUCACAGGACAAAACCCGGCAGCUCACGGCUCGGGAGCGACUGUCGGAAAAACGUCGGAGUCACGUCGCUCCUGAAAAGAGCGCCGCUAAAACCGAGGGGACGCGGCACCUCCACCUGCGCCGGAGCGCCGGAAACAGCGGCUCGCUCGACCUCUCCGACAGUCAGAACCUCGCUGACCCGCCCGAGUCCGGCGCCUCUGACCACGAGUCCGUGGCCGGACCCUCCACCCGCAAGAAGCUCUCGGACCAGAACAAGUCCAGUAAAGCACCGGCGCAUCAGGUACUGACCCGCUCCAACAGCCUCUCCGCCCCCAGACCCACGCGAGCCUCCAUGCUGCGCCGCGCCCGGCUGGGAGACGCGUCCGAUAACGAGGGCGGCGACACGGACCGAGCGUCUCAGAGCUCAGAGCACACCAAACCCGCCGGCGACCCCAGGAAGCUCUCCAGACUCGACAUCUUAGCCAUGCCGCGCAAACGCACCGGCUCGUUCACCGCGCCCAGCGAUAACGAAGCAGCGACCAAACAAGCGCACGGGCGCCCUGCGGAAGCUACCGGACGGAAAAUGUCGAGCGGAGACACGAAGCAGCCGAACAAGAUCUCACCGACUGCAGAGAAACACUCGUCCGCCCGGACGCGGUCCAACCAGGCCAAACACGCUAGUGCUGCUAGUUCCCGGCGGAGACAGAAAGGUUCGGAUUUUUCCUCCACGUCAGACGAAGAGCGCGACUCCGGCGCUAAACCCAAAAGCUCCUCCUCCACCCAGACCUCCCAGAAAGUCUCCCGCACCCAACUGGACCUGGAGGAGGACGAGCAGAACCAGCACUACCAGACCUGGACCAAUCACAGCGCAGAGAUCGCCAGGUUGAGUCAGGACUUGGCGAAAGACUUAGCGAUUCUGGCACGUGAGAUUCACGACGUAGCCGGAGACCCUGAGCCUCCCGCGGCAUUAGGAACCAGCUCCACCGGCUCCGCCCCGACCACGCCCACCAUCUCAGCCAGAGAGGAGUUGGUUCAUCACAUUCCGGAGGCGAGUCUGAAUUAUCAGAAGGUUCCUGCUGGUUCCCCGAGUCCGGUGGAUCAGGAGAGCGACGGAACCAAACGACGGCCGUGGAACCGAGAGGAGGUGAUUUUAGAUAAUCUGAUGUUGAAUCCGGUCUCUCAGCUCUCUCAGGCCAUCAGAGAAAACACGGAACAGCUCACCGAGAAAAUCAAAACUCUGUACCAGAAUAAAAGUGACGUUUGGGAGAAGAUCGAAUCCAGGAUCAACGCUGAGGAUGAAGUUCCUCUUAUAAAAACUUCUAAUAAAGAGAUCUCGUCCAUCCUGCAGGAGCUGAGGCGAGUACAGAGGCAGCUGGAGGUGAUAAACUCCGUCGUGGAACCUGGAGCAGCUACGAAGGUUUCAGCACCUGCAACGGCCAAAAAAAGAUCCACACCAGGGGGCGCUAAACGCAGCACCGGGCGUGGCUCCGAAACCCAGAAAUAACCCUCGUCCUAGCGCUGAAUUAGCUUUC